UCCAUCUCUCUCUCUCUCUCUCAGCUCCAAUGGAGAAUGAGCAGGAAAACAAGGCCUCUUUCAAAUUCAAGAUGCCCCAGAUGAAUUCUUCGGCUGCUGAUCAACAAGCUGGGGGCUCGUCUUCUUCACCUGGCGACGUGAAUCUGAGCAAGACGAAUUGUUCUGUAUGCAACAAGGAGUUCGUGAGUGCUAAAGCUUUAUCUGGUCACAUGAGGGUGCACGGCUCAGCUACCAAGAAACAGCAGGGUCUCGAGGACGUGAUUCGCGCUCGUAAUCAACCCAUCUUGAAGAAGCAGCGCAAUCGAUCUCGAUCUGAUUCGCAGAGUCUAUUGCCAACUCUUCAUCCUUGUGAUCAUUGUAGCAAGGUGUUUCGAACAGCGGUGUCUUUGUUUGGACACAUGAGGUGUCAUCCCGAAAGGGCUUGGAGGGGUAUGAGGCCUCCGUCACAGGAGCUGCCUACGUGGCGUGUUAAGGCCAGGCGGGGUAGAAGAAGUCUCAAGAAUCAAGCUGAGGAGGUUUCGUGGAGCUAUGUGGAUUUGGAUUCGGAUGAGGAUGAGGUGGAUGAUGAAGAGAGGAGGAGGACGCUUGAUGGUGUUAAUGAUUUGUUGCUGUUGAAGAAUUCGGGUUCGUCGGGUUCUUCGGGUUUAAGUACUCUGGCUGCUGCUGCUAAGGGUAAUUCCUACAGGGAAGAGGGUUUUGAUGAAAUGAGAUCUGUGGGUAAUGGUUUUGGUGAGCAGGUUGGUAAGAAGAGGAGGGGAAAUGUUGAUGAUUAUCCUGUUGUGAGCAAAAUGACAAGGGAGGUAGGUGGGUCCAGUGCUGAUCAUAAGAUGAGGGAUUGCAUUGGUUUUGUACACCAGGAGGGUAAUGCUGUGGGAAAUAAUUCUGAUGCUGAGGAUGGAUCUGAUGGUAUAAACACUGAAUUGGUCAUCGGAAACAAGACUCGUGAUAAGGACAAUCAUGGGGAUCUUGCAAUUGGGAAUGGCAAGAGCAAGGGGACUAGGAAGGUGAGGCUGAUUAAAGAGCUGAUGAUCACUCAAGAGAAGCCACCAGCUGUGGGUGGUUCAGGCUCAUCUGCUCAGGCUGCCGCUGCGAUUGCUUCAGAGAAGUACAAGUGCAGCACUUGUGACAAGUGCUUCUCUAGUCCCCAAGCACUGGGUGGCCACAGGUCUAGCCAUUACAAGCUUAAGGUCACCGUCAUCAAUGGGACGGACAGUGUUCCUGAUAAGCAUCCUAUUCAGAUAUCUUCAUCUGUCAGUGCUUUUGCACCACCUGCUCAGACCCUGGUGAGCAAUGAAGAGCUGAACAAGAGCCACCAGCAGCAGCCCCUUAAAAGUGAAGAGUGUGCCACAAAGGGAAACUAUUUUGAUGAGGUUGGUGGGAGCUCAAAGGCUGAUCCUGAUCAUUUCAGCAGCACUGUGUACCAGUGCACUAUGUGCUACAAGGAAUUCCCCUCUGGUCAGGCACUUGGGGGUCACAAGAGGUGCCAUUGGGCUGCUCUAGCUGAUGGCCAAACUGAAGCAGAAGUUCCACCUCUAGUACAAGCUGGAACAUCAGGUGAAGAAGCCGGUACUCAGGCUGGUGGCAAACGAAUCCGGCUUAUGGGAGUCGACCUGGAUGUGCCACCUUCCCUGGUGCCUGAUGCUGAAGAUCUUGUUGCUGCAGGCUGGUACUGA
Messenger RNA from Daucus carota subsp. sativus, 1673 nucleotides. RefSeq lists its product as uncharacterized. The record is from RefSeq and is a predicted model, not a curated record. NCBI's taxonomy places the organism in Eukaryota, Viridiplantae, Streptophyta, Magnoliopsida, Apiales, Apiaceae. Gene Ontology annotation, cellular component: nucleus. Gene Ontology annotation, biological process: regulation of DNA-templated transcription. Gene Ontology annotation, molecular function: DNA-binding transcription factor activity; transcription cis-regulatory region binding. Bases 30 to 1673 code for a protein of 547 amino acids. The transcript has a single exon.